Molecule: messenger RNA, 822 nt
Organism: Leptomonas pyrrhocoris
Lineage: Eukaryota; Euglenozoa; Kinetoplastea; Trypanosomatida; Trypanosomatidae
Exons: 1
Coding region: 67-822 (251 amino acids)
Source: RefSeq, a predicted model, not a curated record
GAACCCUUAUUGUUGCUCUUUCUCUGCCUCAAUUUAAAUGUUAAAAGACGUAUUUUUAGACGACCAAUGGCGCUGGAGCAGAGUACCGCUGCGGCUAUAAGUGAAAUUGAUAGAACGUUGCGGUCGUUGGGAAUACGUGACGACUUUACGCUCACACGUACACAGCCACAACUCACUUGUGCACUUUCCCUUUUAGCUCCAGAGCUUCCGUCUAGACAGACAUCAUCGACCCAGACACCACUUCCUUCAAGAGUUGCAGCUGGAACACAGUGUUGCACAUCAACGUGUUCGACCAGCGUGCAGCACGGCCCAGGUCGCAGAAUUGCCGUUUCUCAGACAGAUGAGAUAGUGGAGGAUGAUGAUGCAGCAAAGAAACUUACCAACGUCGCAUUGGCUGUCACCUCCAUUAUCGAGAGCGGAAAUUUGUUUGAGUUUACCGCUUUACAGCGCAUCGAAAAGCUCAUGAUACAACUGAGAAACGUAGAACAAAAUUCACAGCUCUAUUUACAGUUUCGUCAGAGUUUCAAAAAACAGUACGAACAAAAAUCCAUAGAGAGCGAGGAAUUAACGGAACGAAUGUCGCUUUUGACCGCGGAGUCUAUCAACCGCAACGACCUUGCUACCGCAUAUCAUAACCGGCACGUUCACAUAGAGAAAGCAACUCAUUACCAGUUGCAAUUAGCUUUAGAAGCUGCCCAAAUGCGACAAGAGCUGCCGCGCGACCUAAACGGAAAAGCUGAUCUUUCAACAAACUCGGCGCAUAGUUCUGUUAACGAUCUGACAGAGCUUCUUGACCAAUGCUGGCGAGUCCUUGAGGAGUAA